UUGGGUACGAGAACAUAAUCUUCAUCAAUCCGGGUCGAAGUUUAGACCGCUCACAGUAGUUCGACCUAUAGAAAAGAUCAUGAAAGAGGAGAGAACUCAUUUAUGAUUCCAGCCGAGAAGACUAGUCAAAGGAAGGAUCAAGAAUGUCAUAUAUUUCAGGAGCAAGAUCAGUUGCCGAUAAACAAGUCAGAAUUGCCUCAACUCAAAUUGAUGGAAUUGGACCUAAAAAAGCCAUUCAGGUUCGUUAUCGAUUAGGUAUCAGUGGGAACAUAAAGAUCAAAGAGUUAACUAAGUAUCAGAUCGACCAAAUUGAACAAAUGAUAGGUCAAGAUCAUAUUGUUCAUUGGGAAUUGAAGAGGGGAGAACGAGCAGACAUCGAACGAUUCAUUUCUCUUUCUUGUUAUCGUGGAAUUCGUCAUCAAGAUGGAUUGCCCUUACGCGGUCAACGAACUCAUACUAAUGCUAGGACUUGUCGCAAGCGAAUUCGGAAAUGAAAUCAGUCUACCGCUCCGUUAGGAGUCUGAAACCGGAGGAUAGGCUUUUCGCAAAUUCUUUGCUCCUAGCGGAGGCUCCGUAGGAGUUGAGGGUCCUCCGUAUUAGCUUUCCAUUUGAUCCACGAGUUCCUUCGGUUCAUGAAUA
Cucumis melo (muskmelon) is the source of this 639-nucleotide messenger RNA. RefSeq names its product ribosomal protein S13, mitochondrial. Bases 144 to 494 code for a protein of 116 amino acids. Gene Ontology annotation, cellular component: small ribosomal subunit; mitochondrion; ribosome. Lineage: Eukaryota; Viridiplantae; Streptophyta; Magnoliopsida; Cucurbitales; Cucurbitaceae. The record is from RefSeq and is a predicted model, not a curated record. Gene Ontology annotation, biological process: translation. The transcript has a single exon. Gene Ontology annotation, molecular function: structural constituent of ribosome; RNA binding.